AUGGCCUCCAACUCGCGAUCAGGGACUGGCUCUCCGUCGCACGAAAUGCCGGGUUCAAGCAGGUUAUACUCCAAGAGGUCUGUUGACCCUCCUUCCUUCCUUGCCGUUCAGGAUGCAAAAGAUCUGCCCUCGCAUCGUGCUAACCUCGAGAACCACAGAGCCAGAGAGAUCCAGGCACAAGAAGGCAUUCCUGGUCUUCCCCUCAACCCUUGGGGCGGACCUCCCACAAGUGGCAACUCGACGCCCCUCCGCGAGAACAUCCCCGAAUCGCCCACCGAUGGCUUCCCCGACUUUGCUCCUCCUAUGCCUGCUUCCGAGUUGCCCCAAGCUCGCCGUGCCCGGGCUGGCACUUUGCCCUCCCGCUUCUCACCUGGCGGACCAAACCUCCCGCCUGGCCUGUCCAGGUCCAACCGAGUCACACCUUCCCACACCCCGCUCAAGUCGCCCUCGCCGGCCCUCGACGGCAACGAACAAUCGUCCAGCAGCUCCGCGCUGCUGUCCCGCCUUCGUGCCGGAUCCAUGCCCCAGCGGAGCCCGUUCGCUCACGUGCCCGGCACCAGCUCCCCUUUUGGCCCCUCCAUCUUCAGCAGCUGGAAUCCAGCCGGCGUCGGUCGUGAGCGUGGUUCGACUCUGGCUAGCAUCGCGAGCAUUGGUUCCAACGGACCGAGCUCCCCCGCCCAGUCUCACUUUUCGAAGGAAGGCGCGACGCCGCAGCCGCCCCGUGCCCAGCUUGCCACCCCGUACCUGCCUGCCAACUACAACGACUUGUCGAAAGCUAGCCGCUUCCGAUCCUACUCGGUGAACAACAAGGACAAGUACGCAGACGAGGAGGAUGAUUACGACGAGAUGGACGGCAUGUACCUCGAAAGCCAGUACGCAGCCCAGCUGCAGGAUCAGCUCGCCGCCACCAAUGCUGCUAUUCACAGCCAUAACAUGGCGGUGCAGGCUUUUGUCAACCAAGCCAGCCGUCCCCGCGCGCGAACCGCUGGCGUCCUGGACACUCCCGGUUCGCGACUGAUGCGUACAUACCUUCCAAACAACGGCGGCGGACCCCCCUCGCUCUCUUCCGCCGAACUUCGCCUCCCCGACGACAAGGACUACGAUGAACUGCCGCAGGCUGUCGCUGCUAUGAACUUGGGACGGUCCAACAGCCGAAACGCCGGUCUGCUGAACGCUGAGGAUCAAGGACUCGAGGGACCUACCAGUGCUCUAUGGCUGGGAAGCAUUCCCACCUCCACCACCACCUCUACCCUGACCGAGAUGUUCAAGUCCUAUGGCCCGAUCUUGUCAGCGCGAGUUCUCACCCACAAGAACUGUGGAUUCGUCAAUUUCGAGCGCGUUGAGAGUGCUAUCACUGCCAAAGCGAGCAUGAACGGCAAAGAGAUCUUCCCUGGCGCUGGCCCUAUCCGUAUCAACUUUGCCAAGCCCCCCUCUGCCUCAAACACCCCCGGCCACGACGGUGUGUUCCCUUCGCCCAGUCCCGAUCCCUUCGCCAAAGGACAAGAGAAUGGUCAGGGUGGCGCUGGAUCUGCCUCGAACCCAGCAGACGGUUCCACUGUGCCGGCUCGCUCCGUCAACACUCCUCCCAACGCCCCGUCCCUGCAGGAAUCAACCGCCGACAUCCUCCAGAUCGUUAAGCAGUUCCAGGCCUCGGAGGAGGAUCUGUACAGGAUAUCCGGCAACCUGCAAUCCGCCGUUCAGUUCGACGCUUUCGUCGAAGAGAUCCCUCCCAUCCGUGAGCCCGCGCACUCGCGUGUCCAUGAUGCCCCUAAGCUGCGGGACAUUCGCAAGAGGAUCGACAACCAAAGCCUGUCAAAGUCAGAGAUUGAGAACAUAGCCGUCGACAUGCUCCCGGAGAUCGCCGAGCUCUCCUCCGACUACCUCGGCAACACGGUCGUACAGAAGCUCUUCGAGCACUGCUCGGAUGAGCUGCGUGACGCCAUGCUGGCCGAGAUUGCGCCUCACAUGGCCGAGAUUGGUGUGCACAAGAACGGCACCUGGGCGGCGCAGAAGAUCAUUGAUGUUUGCAAGACGCCGCAGCAGAUGAUGCUGAUCGUGGAGCACUUGCGCCCCUACACCAUUGGUCUUUUCCUGGACCAGUACGGCAACUACGUCUUGCAAGGCUGCCUCAAGUUCGGUGCGCCGUACAAUGACUUCAUUUUCGAGACCAUGGUCGGUAGGUUGUGGGAUGUCGCUCAAGGUCGCUACGGCGCUCGCGCCAUGAGGGCCUGCCUUGAGAGCCACCACUCCACCAAGGACCAGCAGCGAAUGCUUGCUGCCGUCAUCGCUCUGCACAGCGUGCAGCUGGCGACCAAUGCGAACGGUGCACUGCUUCUCACCUGGUUCCUCGACACUUGUACCUUCCCUCAGCGCCGCACGGUCCUCUCGCCGCAGCUCGUCCCCUAUCUGCACGACAGCGCAGCGCCCUCGUCUCGCCAAGCCACAUCAACGCCACCAGCAGGCGGCGCCCGGCAACAAGCAGUUCUACACCAGAUGAACCCCGCAUCUACCCCCAACUACGAUGCAGGCGGCUUCAAUGGCCAGCGGAACGACGCAGCCGACGCCAGCAUGGUUCCCUUCCCUUCCUACGGAGGUCAGAACCCCGCCAUGUUCAACCCGGCCAACCAGAUGCCUCCCACCCCGGCCAACCUGCAGCAGAUGCAGUAUCAGCAGAACAUGCUUCAACGUGGCACCCCUCCCAACUUCUUUCCUCCCAUGCAGGCCGGCUUCAGCCCUAGCCCGUCAAUGGACCACUACAGGAACCAAAACAUGCCCAAUGGAAGCCCGAUCCAGCCGGCUGCGACUCAGGCCCCCCCCGGCAUGGGCCCUGCGCCAGGCUACGGAGCCCCUGGCUAUGGCAUGAGCAUGGGCAUGCCUGGCGGAUACGGUUACAAUGGAAACAUGGGCGGUAUGCAGAACCUCAACGGCAUGCAGAACAUGGGCUACAUGCAGCAGGAACAGGUCAAUGGCAGACGUGGUCGAGUAGGUCGUUCCCACCCAGGGCAUCCUCGCUAG
Molecule: messenger RNA, 3015 nt
Organism: Verticillium alfalfae VaMs.102
Lineage: Eukaryota; Fungi; Ascomycota; Sordariomycetes; Glomerellales; Plectosphaerellaceae
Product: pumilio domain-containing protein
Exons: 3
Coding region: 1-3015 (1004 amino acids)
Molecular function (GO): RNA binding
Source: RefSeq, a predicted model, not a curated record